Molecule: messenger RNA, 3156 nt
Organism: Gambusia affinis (western mosquitofish)
Lineage: Eukaryota; Metazoa; Chordata; Actinopteri; Cyprinodontiformes; Poeciliidae
Gene: adarb1b
Product: adenosine deaminase RNA specific B1b
Exons: 13
Coding region: 423-2510 (695 amino acids)
Biological process (GO): adenosine to inosine editing; RNA processing
Cellular component (GO): cytoplasm; nucleolus
Molecular function (GO): tRNA-specific adenosine deaminase activity; double-stranded RNA binding; double-stranded RNA adenosine deaminase activity
Source: RefSeq, a predicted model, not a curated record
CCCCCUCCCUGCAGCAGAAGAAGCGGGCCGACAGCAGCCUCUGAACACCGCAGUGCAUGCUACCGCUCAGCCUGCUCCUCUGUUCGCCUUUCUUCCACAGCAGCGACGACACUGAGGAAAACAGACGUCCUGUCUGUGAUUUUUACCCCAAACACAGGAGGACUGCCCGCGUCCUGACAAGCCUGCUCGCUCCCCUCCUGUCUGCCCGCAGUGCGGUGUGUGGUGUAAAUAGGACAGAAUUCAGAAGAUAAAGUUGGCAGUUUCACCGCUGACUACUCACUGGAACGAAAGCCGGAGGAACUAUCGAUCCAGACCAGCUUCAAAGAACCAGGAGAGUCUGGUUUUUCCAGUCACAGACUUUCUGCAAGAUCAAAGGUGCAGUGGGGGCGAGGCUGCUCACGGGUCAAAACAAACCUGACGCCAUGGAUGUGGAUGAGGAAGAAAACAUGAGUUCAAGCAGCACAGACGUUAAGGAAAACCGAAACCUGGACAACGUGUCCUGCAAAGACGGGAUGGGAGUCGGUGAUCAGCUCCCCAAUGGAAGCGGCCAUGGCAGUCGAAAGCGCCCCUUAGAGGAGGGCAACAAUGGCCACGCACAUUCCAAGUUCCGAGCCAAGAAGCGCAAGAAAACACCUGGACCAGUGCUGCCCAAGAAUGCUCUGAUGCAGCUGAAUGAGAUCAAACCAGGUCUCCAGUACAAACUGCUGUCUCAGACUGGGCCGGUCCAUGCACCAGUGUUUGUCAUGACUGUGGAGGUCAAUGGGCAAAUGUUUGAGGGCAUGGGUCCAACCAAGAAGAAAGCUAAACUGAACGCAGCUGAGAAAGCGCUGCGUUCCUUUGUUCAAUUUCCCAAUGCAUCAGAGGCUCACCUGGCCAUGGGCCGUACACUUACAGUGAAUACAGACUUUACAUCAGAUCAAGCGGACUUCCCUGACAUGCUCUUCAAUGGCUUUGAGACACCAGCUCCUCCUGAAGAAUCCUUCUAUCUAGGUUCCAACGGUACAAACUCACUAGGGGAGUAUCCGUUACCCACACCACCUGGCAGCAACCUUGUCCAGGCUCCGUUGCCCUCUCCAGCUGCAUUCAGCUCACCCUCCACUGGCAAAAACCCGGUCAUGAUCCUCAAUGAGCUCAGGCCAGGCCUCAAAUAUGACUUUGUCUCAGAGAGUGGUGAGAGUCACGCCAAGAAUUUCGUGAUGUCAGUAACUGUGGACUCAGAGACGUUUGAAGGCUCAGGGCGCAACAAAAAGCUGGCUAAAGCCCGGGCAGCACAGGCCGCCCUCUCUGCUCUCUUCAACAUGCAGCUAGACCAGACACCGUCCAGGCAACCCAUACCAAGAGAGGGGUUGCAACUUCACCUUCCCCAGGUUCUGGCUGACGCCGUCUCUCGCCUGGUGGUGGAUAAGUUCAGUGAGCUGACAGACAACUUCACCUCCCCUCAUGCACGAAGAAAAGUCCUGGCAGGAGUCGUCAUGACAACAGGAACUGAUGUGAAGGAAGCACAGGUCAUCUGUGUCUCCACGGGAACCAAGUGCAUCAACGGUGAGUACAUGAGUGACCGCGGCCUGGCACUAAACGACUGCCAUGCAGAGAUAAUCGCCCGACGCUCGCUCAUCAGGUACCUCUACACCCAGCUGGAGUUCUACCUCAGCAACAUAAAAGAGGACCAUCACAAGUCCAUAUUUGUGCCAUGUGACAAAGGAGGCUACAGGUUACAAGACAACGUUCAGUUUCACCUCUACAUCAGCACCUCGCCCUGCGGAGACGCCAGGAUUUUCUCUCCACACGAAGCCGGAGUGGAAGAUCAGGGAGACCGGCACCCAAACCGCAAAGCAAGAGGCCAGCUCAGGACCAAAAUAGAGUCAGGGGAGGGCACCAUUCCUGUACGGUCCAGUAACACCAUCCAGACCUGGGAUGGCGUGCUUCAAGGCGAGAGGUUGCUCACCAUGUCCUGCAGUGACAAGAUCGCAAGGUGGAAUGUGGUGGGCAUCCAGGGCUCUUUAAUGAGCUACUUCACCGAGCCCAUCUACUUCUCCAGCAUUAUCCUCGGCAGCCUUUACCAUGCCGACCACCUCUCCAGGGCCAUGUACCAGCGCAUUGCAGAUAUUGAGGACCUGCCCCAGCAGUUCACCCUCAACAGGCCUCUACUCAGCGGUAUAAGCAACGCUGAGGCCAGACAGCCGGGCAAGGCGCCGAACUUCAGCGUGAACUGGACUGUCGGCGAUCAGGCACUGGAGGUGAUCAACGCCACCACGGGGAAGGACGAUAUGGGCCGGCCUUCCAGACUCUGCAAACACGCCCUCUACAGCCGCUGGGUGCGCCUGCACUCAAAGCUGUCAUCCAUCCUGCGGAUCAAAGUGCCCAAGCCCAGCUCAUACCAUGAUGCCAAGCAGGCGGCCAUGGAGUACCACUCUGCUAAAAAGGCCCUCAUCAAGGCCUUCCACAAGGCCGGCCUGGGGGCCUGGGUCAAAAAGCCCAUCGAGCAAGACCAGUUCACCCUCAGCUCCUGAUUGAGUCUGGGGACCAAAUGGAGAGGGGGGGUUUCCCAAUGCACCAGCUCCUCCCGCCCUCCCUCCCUGACCCAGGCCGGAAAACUUAUCGAGCCCCUCAGUAACAUUUUAUUUCCGUCUCCAUGUGUGAGCUAUACAUGUGCACUUGUAACCUGCGUGGCUCCACGAACUCUCCCUAGCUCAUCAUUCCUCAGAGGACCUCCACCUCAUCUUGUUUCUCAUCUUUGAUUUUUAAGUCUAUAAUUUUGGUUUUACUUGUUUUCUGUUUUUAAACUGGAACCAUUGUUCUUAUUUUUUUUCAGUCACUUUGUUUUCAGGAAAAAAAUGUUCCUUAUGCUGUAGGUGUGGGAAAGUGGCGAAAAUACAAUUUUUGUCUCUUUUCGCAAAAUGAGUGUAGCCUUUUUAGGGGGACAUGUAGCAUAGAAGAAAGAUAUUUUUGUUGUUGUUACUGACUAAUACCAAUGUGUAUGGACCUAAAGAUAAUUGCUAAAAUUAAAAACAGUGAUCUUUAAUUUAAUGAUUCAUAAAUCCUCAAGAUGUAAAUCUAGUUCAGAAAAGUGAAAAUAUUGGAGUUAUAACAUAUAAUGUGUGUUUCUCUGAUGCGUUCUUAGUCCCUUUUAUUAAAGGUGAAAAUGUUCUAAAACAA